ACAAUAUGCUUGCCCUCCCUUUUCUUUCUCUCUUUGUGCCUCCACAGUUAGUUUCUCUCUCUAAAGUCUCGGCCAUCUCUUGAUGGUCUUUCUUCCGAGCUGCUGCUGCUGCUGUCGCUGCUGCUUGUGUUUGUGCUUCUGCCUCGUCUCGUUUCUGCCGAGUUGAAGAGCCACCACCACCUCACGGAAAUGGAUUCCGGCAACAGCUCCUCCAGAGACGUCGAUCUGGUGUCCAGUGCGGAGGAGGACUACGACGACCCUCACCACCCCUGCGGAUCUCCGCCUUCCUCCUCCGCCACCUCCCGCUUUUUCCUCGGCAACCAAAUCCCACCACCGGCGCCCUCCACCUCAUCGCCCUCCUUGUUCGACUCCUUCUCGUCUUUCCUCGAACCUCUUCCGGGGUCCCCCAAUCUCGAACCCGGCUGGCAGAGGAGCGUCAAGAGGCUCGCCUCGUCUCCCAUGGCCGCCCUCUCUUCCUCUUCCCCCUCGCCCUUUGUUGGUGCAACGACCCCUAUUAAUUCGGGAGCGGUCCAGCCGUCUGAAGCCGGAAGCAUGUACCAGAGGACCGCCGGGGAGGCGGUUGGAUCGGCCCCACCGGCCGCGAAAAGCGGCAAAAAGCGGUCGAGGGCGUCGCGGAGGGCGCCGACCACUGUUCUCACGACGGACACCACCAAUUUCAGGCAGAUGGUCCAGGAAUUCACAGGUAUUCCCGCACCACCCUUCGUUUCUACAUCCCCCUUCUCUCGAACUGCCGCCCGGCUUGACCUUCUAGCCGCGGCCGGCGGCGGGCCCGGUGCUGCUCCACCUCCCUUUCUCCUUCGCCCCUUUCCUCAGAAGCCUCAAAUCCUCACCAUGGCUAACACUACCAUCAACAACAACACCGGCAACAACUGCAACAAUGAUGUGUCCCCUAACAACCCUUCCUCCUCCGCCCCAACUGCUGCUUCCCUGGGCACGGAAUCAGCGCAGGACUUCUUGCUCCGGCGCCAGCACGACGCCCAUUCCGGCCCUCUGCAGGCUUCUAACUUGCCUAACACUCUAUUUAGCCUCCAAUCCCUCAUGAACUUAGCACCAUCCAAGUUUCAAUUGCCCAAUUUCCUUCCCGGGAAGCUGCCGUCAGCGGGUCUUUCGCCGUUCCAGAUGCCGCCGAUGUCCACGACUAUGAGCGUAGGUGCCGAGAUGCACAGCGUAGGCGGAGUCUUGGACGAAUUUGGCGGCAGCGGGUGUCAUGUGGGUCUGAGCAGCCAAGGCAACGUGGGCGCUCCCAACAUGACCAACAGCAUGAACAUGAGCAGCGGCGACCUUCCCACCGUUGGUUCCUCGCGAGUGUUUCUCGGGGGGAUUGCUGAUGGUGGUGGUGGCGGCGGUGGGGGCAGCGGAGGCGGUGGUGAGAGCAACGAGAACCAAGUGGGCAUCCGCCCGCUGGUCGCCGUUGGCGGUGGUGACCUGUGCAAUCCCCAGAGAGGUGGUGGAAGCAGCUGCAAAUUGAACUACAAUGCUUCCUCCUCCGACUUCCACGUGGAGAAAGGGUCAGAAGGGAUGUCAAGAGGGGAGGGCAUGGUCGACUCCUGGAUUUGUUCAUCUGAUUAGCGUCCGCAGGGGUCGGGGGCAGUUUUGGUGAGCGAGAAAGAAAAAGAGGAUGAGGAGGAGGGGGAGGACAAAGAGAUCGAAUUAUGUGGAAUCUGCAUGAUGAGCACUCUGAGAAUAACCGCGGUUCUUUGUACAAGAGGUGUUCGCUGGAAAGAACUCUCUCUCUCUCUUUUCGAUUAAUUAGAAGGAACUCUCUUUCAGAAGGAAGGAGCUGAAAGAGUGUGACAAAGAAUGGUGGCUGACAACCACUCGGCCUGGCCCGCCUUCUCCUCCUUCCCUCCAUGGGAGAGAUCAUCAUGAGAGUGUGGAAGAAGAGAUAACCCAAGUUGGGGAGUGAUGAAUCCAUGGCUGUUUUUUUCUUCGUAUAUGGAGGGUGACAUGUGACUCUUUACGCAAUCAUGGUGGCCCAUGCCAGUGAAUGAUCCUCCUGGUGUUUAGUAAUGAUGGCAUUGCCAAACAUCGUCUGUCCUUUGGAGUCAUCAUGGGAGAGAGAAGAGAGGGGGGCCUUCUUCCUGUUCCUGUUCCUGUUCCUCUUCUUCUUCCUCCCUCCUCCUCCUCUUUAGUGCUCUUCUGGCUUCUUUCCCUCCCCAAAAAGCCCAUUGCCUUUUUACAUGAAAAAAGCAUCAUGCUGGUACUGGCACUCAUUUCUUAGUCUUAGAAAAAGGAGAAAAGCCCACUUUGUUUUAUUGAUUCAGUCAGACCAUCGAAUUUAAUAUUGUUAACCCUCCUUGUAUUUAAAGAAAAAGCAGGCUAUAGCAGACGAUUCAUUAACGUAGAACACCAUAAUCUUCAAAAGAAGAGUGUCUGCUUGUUAUUAAUUAA
Molecule: messenger RNA, 2412 nt
Organism: Nymphaea colorata (pocket water lily)
Lineage: Eukaryota; Viridiplantae; Streptophyta; Magnoliopsida; Nymphaeales; Nymphaeaceae
Exons: 2
Coding region: 190-1590 (466 amino acids)
Source: RefSeq, a predicted model, not a curated record